Emiliania huxleyi CCMP1516 is the source of this 3044-nucleotide messenger RNA. RefSeq lists its product as hypothetical. NCBI's taxonomy places the organism in Eukaryota, Haptophyta, Isochrysidales, Noelaerhabdaceae. The record is from RefSeq and is a predicted model, not a curated record. The transcript is spliced from 4 exons. Gene Ontology annotation, biological process: nervous system development. Gene Ontology annotation, cellular component: membrane. Bases 61 to 2700 code for a protein of 879 amino acids.
CGCAAAAAUGCGAGCUGACGAGUCCUCGACAGCGUGUCUUCGACAGGUCCAGUGCCGCUAAUGAGGUAUCUGCUUCUGUUGACGCUCGCCGCAGCCUCGCCCUCGCCUCCGCCGCCGUCGACAUCGCCCUCCCCUCCGCCGCCGGCGGCCUCGCCCUCGGAGCCGCCACCGUCUGCCUCGCCAUCACCUCCGCUGGGAGGGGGAGCGUGCAACGCUACCGCGCAGUGCGGUUCCUCCCAUUACUGCAGUUUCCUGCAGAGCAUGUCAUGCGACGACCUCGUAGCCCAGACUCUGCUACUAUCAUGUCCGCAGUGCGACGGAUGCUGCGUGGAGGCACCGCCUUCCCCGCCGCUGACGCCACCGCCGCCGUCGGCCUCGCCCUCGUCUCCGCCUCCAUCCCCGCCUUCUGCGCCUCCCCUCUCCGAGCAGCUCGGCUGCACCUUUGACUUGGACAAAUGCUUCUGGACCGACACCGCGCCGGCCGGGUACCGUUGGACCCGCACGAGCGGCGGCACGCCAUCGUCAUACACAGGCCCGAGCGGCGACCACACCACCGGCUCGGGCUCCUACCUCUACACCGAGGCCUCUAGCCACUACAACAAGCUGCACCGGCUCGAGAGCCCGCUCUUCUCGCUCCAGCAGGACGCCACCCUCUCCUUCUUCUACCACAUGCACGGCUCGGACAUGGGCACCCUCUCCGUCGAGGCGCACGUGGAUGGCAGCGGAUGGUCGACGCUCUGGAGCAGGAGCGGCAACAAGGGCUUUGCCUGGCUCGACGCGUCGGUCGUCCUGCCCGCCUCCACGACACAGGUGCGUUUCAACGGCAGGACCGGAUGGGACUACGCGUCGGACAUGGCGCUGGAUGACGUCUCCUUCUCGCAGUUUGCGCCGCCGUCGUCGCCACCUACCGCGCCCCCUCCGCCCCCUCCGCUGCCGUUGCCGCCCUCUCCCGCAUCUCCGCCCCAGCUUCCUCCGUCUCCGCCCGCCCCGCCGCCCCUCUACAACAUCGUUGAUUCAGGCCUCUGCCCGCACGCCAUCUCCUCCGAGCAAGACUGCGAGCAGGCGGCGGUGGAGCUCGGGCUGCAGCACCGCCGGGGAGAGAGGCUGUCGUCGCACCCUGGGGGCUGCCUCAAACAUUCAUACAACAGCUUUUACUACGGCUACUACUAUGACUACGUCUUCUACAAUGAGGAAGGCUACCACAGUCCGUCCGCUCCGCCUCCGCAGUGCAGCUCCACAUACAGCUGCGUCUGCGGCCCCGCCUCGCCGAGAGCGCCGCCGCCGAGCCCGCCGCUGCCUCCGCCGUCGAGCCCGCCGCUGCCUCCGUACGGGCCGGCGACUCGGCACGUCAUCACCGUGAGCGCCGGAGAGUUCGGAACCGAGCAUAGCUGGAAUCUUCUCUGCCGCGAGCAGCAGGUGCUGGAGAUGGCGCGGGGCGGCUCGAGUGGGGAGCGCACCUUCUUCGUGGACGUGUCUCCAGGCGUGCCCUGUGUGCUCCAGAUGUACGACGACGGCUGCGACGGCUGGGACGGCAUGACGUGGAGCGGGCUCGGGCAGGAGGGCCUCACCUUGCAUCAGGAAGAGUGCGAAAUCCAGUGUUACCUGCAGAUGAAGCCGGAGCCGGUCUGCUCCAAGAGCGUCCCCUUUCUCGCGGCCCCCUCCCCCCCGUCCCUGCCAUCGACUCCGCCGCAUGCGCCUCCGCCGCCGCCGGCCAUCCCACCGUCGCCCCCCGAUCUGCGUUUGCAGCCAAGCUGCGUCCCGGCCGGCUCGCCCAGCGCCGUCGUUGUCGAGGGCACUUUCGUCGGCGUGAACGAGUGGCUCGUACUGAUGCCCGCGGGGAGCAAGGACUGCGACGGCGCGACGCAGGCGCGCAGCACGCAGGGCGGCCAGAUGAGCGCGAACGGUUCGGUGCCUGUCUGGCUGCCAGCGGCGGGGACAUACAAGGUGUGCCACUCCUCACAGCAGAGUCCGGACGACGACGGCGACUUUGUGGUCGUGUCCCAUGUCUUGCAGAAGGCCUGCCUACCUCCCAACGCCCCACCGGCCCCGCCGACGUCGGACGAGCCCAUUCCCGUGGAGCCGCGGUCGACGACUGCCACCGUUGCCUACACCGUUGCCGCCACCGUGGGCGUCUGCGCGGCGGCCGUCUUUGUCGCCCUCGCCGCGCGCCACGUUUGCCGGAAGACCCAGUCCGCCAAUAGCCCGCCAGAGCUGAGCGACGCCGGGGCGUUGGCGCGAGAAAUCUCCGAGGCACUCCAGCCGGGCAACCAGCAGCCCCGGGGGCGGAUCCGCGUGGAGAUCUCGCCGAUGGUGCGAGCCGGCGGCGGCGUCGAGUUUGCGGCGACGGCUCCCGUGAAGCCCGGCAUCACGCAAGACUCGGCCUCAGCGGCAUCGCUGUCGGGCAGCCGCGUCGCGCGCGCCCCGCUGCUUGCGUGCUCCACCAGCGCCCCGCCCCAGCCGCCGCCUCCGCGCGCGAGCGGGCCGAAGCCGACCACGGCGAGGGUGAAGCCGACGCGCUCGUCUUCGGACCUCGGAGCCGAGGCGUGCGGCGUCAAGAACGACCACGUCGUCGUGAAGGAGGAGGCCACCACCAAGGAGGCCGCCGCCAAGUCCGCCGCCGCCCCCGAGGUGUCCGCCGCCGUGGAGGCAGUCGCCGAGGAGGCGCCCGUCGCGGAUGGUUGGUUGGAGACGGAGGUGUAGAAGUGGUGUGCCACUGUCGCCGAGGAGGCUGCCAAGGAGGUCGAGAAGCCGGCCAAGACCGUUUCCAACACGCCCGACCCAGCGGUGGGGGUGGGGAGGUGCCCCUAGCGGCUUGACGGAGCGGCGCGUGGGGGGGGCUGCCGGAGGGUGAGUGGGGGUGGGUGGGGGUGGGGUGGGCCGGGGGUCUGAGCAGCACUGGGUACACGCUUUCGCCACUGGUGCGCGUGAUGCGGGCGGUCGGAGGAGAGAGGGCGCCUGCCGUCCUGAUAGUAAACGACAUGGCCUUACCUACUCUUGUGCGGGUUAGCUGUUAUGGGGAAUUUGUUUACACCAACCCGCAACUC